Molecule: messenger RNA, 2150 nt
Organism: Pelodiscus sinensis (Chinese soft-shelled turtle)
Lineage: Eukaryota; Metazoa; Chordata; Testudines; Trionychidae
Gene: CA4
Product: carbonic anhydrase 4
Cellular component (GO): plasma membrane
Molecular function (GO): zinc ion binding; carbonate dehydratase activity
Source: RefSeq, a predicted model, not a curated record
UAUAAAAGCUCCCAGAGUCGAAAUAUGAUCCCAUACUAAUUGAUUCUAGCCUCCUCACUGAUCUUAUCUAAAAUAGGAGAUAAUGGAAUUGCUUUUCCUUGUUCUUCUCUCUCUGCACAUUGCCAGCACAGCUACAGAAGGUGAUAAAGAAUGGUGCUACCUCUCCCAGCAGUGCGAUCUCCCCGAGUGUGAAGAGCCCCGCCUCUGGGAGACAGUGAAUGCUGAGUGUGGCAAAGACAACCAGUCACCCAUCAAUAUUGUCACCAACAAAGUGAAGUACAAAAAGGACCUGAAACGGUUUUCUUUUGAAGGAUAUGAAAACGCUCAGUCCUCCCCUUGGAACAUCAAAAAUAAUGGGCAUACAGUUAAAGUCUCUCUGGAUGGCUCAGCAAAGAUUAGCAAUGGAGGUCUUUUCAAUCAAUACAAGGCUAUCGAGUUUCACUUCCACUGGGGCAAUAAGCUAGGCAGUAGACCCAGCCCUGGGUCGGAGCACAGCAUAGAUGGAGAGAGAUACGAUAUGGAGCUACACAUAGUCCACAAGAAAGAGAGUUUCUCAAGCGCAAAGGAUGCAUCGAAUGAUAAAGAACAGCUGGCCGUGCUGGCCUUCUUUAUAAAGAUCGGUGCAGAAAAUGAAAAGUAUGCACCUCUCAUAGAGAAGUUGAAUGACGUUCCUACCAAAGGCAAUGAAAAGACGAUGGCUGCUUUGCCCCUGGAAUCGCUCAUCCCGCCGGAAAAGAAUCUCACCGGCUAUUAUCGGUACAGCGGCUCCCUGACCACGCCCGGAUGCAAUGAGACGGUCAUCUGGACGAUAUUUAAGGAGCCAAUCGCACUGAGUGAAAAUCAGAUGGAGAACUUCUGGAAGAAGCUUUACUUCACUGAGGAUAAAACAUUACUCAUGACCGACAAUUUCCGACCUGUUCAGCCUCUCAAUGACAGAGUCGUGUACCACUCCGAUGGCAGCAUCCUACUGUCUCCUGCAAAUGCUUUAUUGGUGGCGCCAACACUUAUCUACCUCAUGAGUCUUCUUUUCCAAUGAACACUGGUCAUCCAUUAUCAGGUUUCGGCGGUGGAGGGACUGUUAAUUUUUUGUUUCAAGCACUUCUCUGCAGUUCAGAAGCUCUGGGCUGCAGCUCAUUGUACAAUAUAGCCUUGGUGUUUUUCCUAACGCUUAUCAUAUAGAGAUAAAGAAAUAAUUUCAGGGAACCUCCCUCGAGGCUCAUGAUAAAUAUAAUACAAAGCUAUAGAGAAGUCUUUUUAAAUCCUUUAAGACUUUUCUUUUGAAAGCAAUAAAAUGUGUUAAUUGCAACCCUAUAAUUUUAAAUCAACACAGCAAGUGUGCUUAAUAGAGCCAUUCAGAGGACUUAUAGGAAUCAGAGUGCCAAAGUGAGACUGAAUGCAAUAUAGUUCAAUGCUGCAUCACAAAUCAAGGACAUGAAACAUUUUCGGUGACACAGUGGAUGCUGUGUCCUCCAACACCGAUGCCUCACACAACCUGUUAAAAGGGCUCAUCCUAUGUAUUGCAGGAUACAUAUCAGGCUUCAGCCAGAAAAAUACGUUUUCUUGCUUCUCCCAACUUAAGCUGAAUUUUUAAUGAAGGGUUUGUUUAUUUUUUAAAUCUACUGCUAUUGGGUUUUAGGAACAUAGGAGUCCCAUACCAGGUCUGACUGUUAGUCCAGUCUAGUCCUGCAGCCUGCCUUUAGCAGUAUCCAGUACUGGAUGCGACAGAGGAAAAGGAAAGCACCACCCAAAACAGAUAGCUUCAGCCACUUGGAAAAUUCCAUCCCGAAUCCCAUUGGAAGGUUAAAUGUGAAGCAUGAGAUUUGAUGAUCCUUUCACUAAAGGAUCCCCUUGAAUAAUAAAAUCUCCCCUUGAAUAAUAAAAUCCUAGAACGGCUCAGGGAACUUUGUGGAAUUUUUUGUUGAAUUUUUUUUCAGGGUUUCAUCAAACCCCUCAAUUUUUUUGGUCUAGAAUUGGUAUUUUGCACACAUUUCUAUUUUGUUGAAAAAAAUGUUCCAUUCUGAUGAAAACAUUUUGAUCAGCUCUAUAAAAUGCUCCUACACCUGUGGGGUAGGUUACAAACCCCAUGGCUGUGUCUAGACUGGCAAGUUUUUCCGCAAAAUCAUCUGAUUUUGUGGAAAAACUUGCCAGCU